Molecule: messenger RNA, 2235 nt
Organism: Histoplasma capsulatum G186AR
Lineage: Eukaryota; Fungi; Ascomycota; Eurotiomycetes; Onygenales; Ajellomycetaceae
Product: pentatricopeptide repeat protein
Exons: 2
Coding region: 1-2235 (744 amino acids)
Molecular function (GO): protein binding
Source: RefSeq, a predicted model, not a curated record
AUGCUAUGUGGCAGACUCUCGGGAGCUUUCCUGGCGCAGAAUAUUACUGGGAAUGGAUCCAAAUGUAGAAGUAUUUCCACCUCAAGGUUCGAUAAACGUUCACCGGGUGGUGGAGGACGUGCUACGCGAUCAAGAUCAGACUCCAGACCUCGUACCCCAUCCUUGAAGACGACUGGCUACUUGAAGCCUGGCGGAAAAGAGGAGGAACUCGUUGAAGCAGAACUCGUUGGGGACUCAGGGAUAGGUGUUGAAGGGAAACUAAAGCCGGAAGAGAAAAGAGUGUGGAGACCUACGGUGUCGAAGAAGGCAAUCGACAUUGAAUUGGAGUGGGCAAGGGAUCGGGUAGUUUUGUCAAAGCGAGUGGCACAGAUCCUCAACAAAGGAGACCUCGAGAAGGCGGUUGCGUUAGUGCGAACCGCACAGUCGAGAGGCUAUGAUUGUAUGGUUGCUUGGAACGAGCUAUUUGACCAUGAGAUGAAAAAUGACAGACCGGUUGCGGCUUUCAAGCUUUAUAACGAUAUGAAAAAAAGAGGCCGGAAACCGAACUCUUACACUUAUACUAUUAUGUUUCGGGGCCUAGCGCGCAGCAGUUCUCAAAAAUCAGUACAGAUAGCACUGUCGAUUUACAAAAGCUUGUGCUCACCCAAUUCCGGCGUUAAGCCAUCUGUCCUACAUGUCAAUGCGGUUUUGGGCGUGUGCUCCCGGCAUGGCAAUAUGGAUGCCUUAUGGGAAGUGGCUGGGUCGCUUCCUGAACGUGGUGACGGAGCUCCUGACUCAAGGACUUUUACCAUUGUUCUCAACGGCCUUCAGGCACAUACAGCUAACGAAACCAAGAACCUUAAUCCUCGCAGCCAAGUAGAUGGCAUUGCGGAGAAGAAAGCAUUGGCAGUGCGGGAAGGGAAAAGAAUAUGGGCUGAUGUGGUACGCCGAUGGAGAGCGGGCGACUUCAUUGUCGAUCAACCUCUUGUAUCUGCAAUGGGGCGUUUGCUUCUUUUCGGCCGACGAAAACGUGAUUGCCUUGACGUGUUCGCCUUACUGCACCAAACAAUGGAUGUUCCUUUGCUUGAAGGUGUGGAUACGCAGCUUGAAGCACCCAGAACUAGAGAGCAAAAUAAAAUGACAGCGCAAGAGUUGGCGGAGGGGAAACAAGAGUCUAGUGCUGAAAGUUCCGAGCUGGAGAGGGUGUCAAUGGGCAAUGAUGAAAUGAGCCGUGCUCUGAAGGAGGAGCCGGAACCAUUGCCCGAAAAGCAGGAACUGGCAUCUGAAGAAUUAGGACUUCCAGCCGAAGAAGUCGAACAGUUAAAUGAAGAGCCGGAACCAUUAUCAGAAACCGAAGAGUUCAAAUACCUAUUCAAGCCGGUAGACCUCUCGCAGAUCCACAAAAAUGCGCAAACGAGAACGAGAACGAAAUCACGCCGUUUACAAAUCACUCUCCCUAUCCCUACGAACGAUGAAUUGUCCUUGGUUUUAUCAGCUUGCCGAACAACACCAAACGGAAUUGCCAUUGGCCGGGCGUAUUGGGAACUUUUCACAUCUGGACCUAAACAAUCCAUGAUAAAGCCAGAUACACAUUCAUUCCACGAAUAUCUGCGUCUUCUGCGGGUUGCUCGCUCCAGCACUGAAGCUCUUCGCAUUAUUAAAAAUAUGUUACCUAGACCCGGCAUGGUUGCGCGCAAAACCUUCGUCAUCGCGAUCAGCUGUUGCUCUCGCGAUCGAAAGAAUCCACACGUUCUCGAAACAGCUGGCGAGCUGAUUGGGCUUAUGGAUACAGUUCUCAUGCAGCCGGAGCCUGAGAUUCUCUCCAAGUACCUGGAACUUGUCAGGUACGGCAUCUCGGAAGAAAGCAUCAGGGAAUCCGUUCCCAUCCUGGCGCGUGUGUCUGAUACGAAGACUUCUGAUAUGGUGUUCAAGACGAGAAUAUUGAACGCUAUUGACGCACUGCGGCCGCAGGUUGACAAACUGAUAUCAUUACUCGCCUACGCGACGCUUUCUAAGCAUGGCAAAGACGCGGACGAGGGGGAAAGGGUCAAGGCUGCAUCAGACCGAGUUUCUGAGGGCUGUUGGCCAUUCUCUCGUCCCUAUUUACCUGCCUUUGAGGAAUCGGUUUAUAUCCUGAAACAGGCCAAACAGCUAAAUGAGCUCGCCCAUAAGGAGAAGACUCUUAGCGCUGAAGAGCGGAGUGUGCUGGAAACCGAAAACAAGCGUCUGAAAGACAUACUCAGUCCAAAUCGGUAA